UAUCCAGAAAACAGAAUGCCUCAAAUCACAGAGCACCUGGUGGAUGUGCUAAACAUCAGAUCUGCAUCAACCAAAGAGGUUCAAGAAUUGGUUGCCAAAAAGGAGGGGAAAAUGUUGAUGACCCAAGACAUUAAAAAUUUGAGAAAUAAAUACUGUAAUUAUGCAGGAGGUGAAGAGGCAGAAAAUGUCGAUAAAGUGUUGCGAAAGGUGCAGGCUGAGGGCGGUGUCAUUAAAUAUGGAACCAGUGAGAGUGGAGAUUUUAAAUUUCUAUCAUUCAUAACAGCAAAUAUGCUUGAUUCCCUCAAUCAAUUUCCUGAAAUACUUAUUAUGGAUGUCACGUACAAAGUGAAUAAACAAAACUACCCCCUCCUCAACAUCCUAGUUGUCGAUAGUAAUGGCCAAGGCAGACCAGUGUUUCAUUCUUUUCUUGCGUCGGAAGACUCCACUAUCCUAUCUUCUUGUCUUUUGUUUUUUGCAAGUUCCUUUGAUUCUCAGCGCACCAAAACCAUAUUUGUUGACAAGGACAUGGCAGAAAUCUGUGCCAUCAAAUCAUCACUUCCGUUUGUUAAUAUUCGACUUUGUGCUUUCCACACGACGACUGCCGUUAAGAAGGCUUUACAACAGAAAAAGCUGUCCUCUUCUCAAAUAUCUUGUCUCAUUGAUCUGUUCAUAGAACAGAGAUCCUGCAUGGACAUGUCAAAAUACAAUGCCCUCAAAGACAAGAUUUCUGAAAUCUCACCUCCUGAUGUUUUAUCCUACUUUGUUUGUAACUGGUGGAACUGUCCCCAACUCUGGGCUGCUUCUUUCCUGGAGUCUCCAACAUUUCACAUAACAACGACAAAUCAUGUCGAAACAUUCCAUCAGAAAAUUAAGAGAGUUCUGUCCACGAAAACUCCACUGAGCAUCUCCAUCACCGAACUCCUCAGUGUUACAAAAUACACAAUGCAAUCCAGAGAUGCAUCUGCUUCCAUACAGGCAAUGUCAUUGAAGUACAAUACAAGGCAUAAUUCUGACACUAUUAAUACAAUACAGAAUGACCUCACUCCUUUUGCAGCCAAACUUGUUUCAGAACAG
Lymnaea stagnalis (great pond snail) is the source of this 1074-nucleotide messenger RNA. The record is from the annotation of a GenBank genome assembly. Lineage: Eukaryota; Metazoa; Mollusca; Gastropoda; Lymnaeidae.